This is a messenger RNA of Otolemur garnettii (small-eared galago), 2248 nucleotides long. RefSeq names its product interferon regulatory factor 5 (gene IRF5). The transcript is spliced from 9 exons. Gene Ontology annotation, molecular function: DNA-binding transcription factor activity, RNA polymerase II-specific; protein binding; RNA polymerase II cis-regulatory region sequence-specific DNA binding. The record is from RefSeq and is a predicted model, not a curated record. Bases 214 to 1710 code for a protein of 498 amino acids. Gene Ontology annotation, cellular component: nucleus. Gene Ontology annotation, biological process: immune system process; regulation of transcription by RNA polymerase II. Lineage: Eukaryota; Metazoa; Chordata; Mammalia; Primates; Galagidae.
UCCUAGGAGGAGAAGUCAAGACAGACUUUCCAGGGAAGGCCAUGCGGAUAUAGAAAAUCUGCAGAGCAGGAGUUCCCAAGCAAGAAUCUUCCAGAAGGAACAAGACAUGUGACGGUGGAGGCCUGCAAGCAAGUCCCUUUUACGGACAUAAAAACAGUUCACAACAGGUGGACAGUCAAGGUAGCAGCGAAGGAGAGAAGAGACCCCCUUGCCAUGAACCAGCCCACCCCUGGGGCUUCUGCCCCGCCCCGCCGUGUGCGGCUUAAGCCCUGGCUGGUAGCCCAGGUGAACAGCGGCCAGUACCCAGGACUUCAGUGGGUCAAUGGGGAAAAGAAAUUCUUCUACAUCCCCUGGAGGCAUGCUACCAGGCAUGGGCCCAGCCAAGAUGGAGACAACACUAUCUUCAAGGUAAGCCCAAGACAGGGAACUGGCUGGACNGAAGGCGUGGACGAGGCAGAUCCAGCCAAAUGGAAGGCCAACCUGCGCUGUGCCCUUAACAAGAGCCGUGACUUCUGCCUCUUCUAUGAUGGCCCCCGGGAUAUGCCACCCCAGCCCUACAAGAUCUACGAGGUCUGCUCCAAUGGCUCUGCUCCCACAGAGUCCCACCCUGUUGGAGGAGCAGGAGAGGAGGAGGAGGAGGAGGAGGAAGAGCUCCAGAGGAUGUUACCAGGCCUGACCAUCACAGAAGCAGUGCCACCUGGCCGCCCCAUGGUCCCCUUUUCUUUACCUAAAGAAGAGGUCAAGUGGCCACCCACCCUGCAGCCACCUGGGGUGCUGGGGCCCGGUGCUCCAGACCCCAACCUCCUGGCCCCACCCCCUGUUGCUCCCACUGGCUUCGGGGACAUUGCCUCUGAGGUCCUGCCAAGCCUGGAGCCUGGGCCCUUAGGUGCCAGCCUGCCCCCUGCAGGACAGCUCCUGCCCGACCUGCUGAUCAGCCCCCACAUGCUGCCACUGACGGACCUGGAGAUCAAGUUCCAGUAUCGGGGACGGCCACCCCAGGCGCUCACCAUCAGCAACCCAAAUGGCUGCCGACUCUUCUACAGCCAGCUGGAGGCCACCCAGGAGCAGGUGGAACUUUUUGGCCCUGUGAGCCUGGAGCAAGUGCGCUUCCCCAGUCCUGAGGACAUCCCCAGCGACAAGCAGCGCUUCUACACGAACCAGCUGCUGGACGUCUUGGACCGUGGGCUCAUCCUCCAGCUGCAGGGCCAGGACCUAUAUGCUAUCCGCCUGUGCCAGUGCAAGGUGUUCUGGAGUGGGCCCUGCGCUUCAGCCAAUGGCUCGUGCCCCAACCCCAUCCAGCGGGAGGUCAAGACCAAGCUCUUCAGCCUGGAGCAUUUUCUCAAUGAGCUCAUCUUGUUCCAGAAGGGCCAGACCAACACCCCACCACCCUUCGAGAUCUUCUUCUGCUUUGGGGAGGAGUGGCCUGACCCCAAACCUCGAGAGAAGAAGCUCAUUACUGUACAGGUGGUGCCUGUAGCAGCUCGGUUGCUGCUGGAGAUGUUCUCAGGGGAGCUCUCUUGGUCGGCUGAUAGUAUCCGGCUACAGAUCUCAAACCCAGACCUCAAAGAUCGCAUGGUGGAGCAGUUCAAGGAGCUCCAUCACAUCUGGCAUACCCAGCAGCGGUUGCAGCCUAUGGCCCAGGCCCCUCCUGUGGCAGGCCUUGGGGCAGGCCAGGGGCCCUGGCCUAUGCACCCCGUCAGCAUGCAAUAACGUCUGCAGGUGGUGACUGGCCCAGUGUCCUGGGUGGACGAAGCUGCAGGGUCCUACUUCAGGAUUUUCUGGAAGUAGACUUGGGCUGAGGAGAGGAAAGAAAAGCCCAAGACCCACGUUCUCCCUCAAAUCAAAGCUUGGAGGACUCUGCCUGCCAGGGCCUGACUCUCCCUUGUGAUCGCUAUGGUCUGGUGUGACCAGCUCUGGAGAAAGCAGCCCUAGGGAACAGGGAACCCCGGGGCCUACUUCUACAGGAGAAACUACCCCUGUACAGAGGUACUCUUGUGGUUGCCUCAUUUCAUUUGGCAAAAAGAGCCAAGGAGUGUUGUGGGAUAGGUCUUCCCAGCAGGGCCUCUCAGGGCAUGACCUUGGUCUGAGCCUGGCUUCCUCAUCUUCCUCCCUCCUGAGAUUGAUAUGAACAUGUAGGUAUCACAUCAGAUACUUAAGGCUGGCAGCUGCCCCACAUUUUGAGAGUCUAAGAACCUGGGAUAGAAAGAAUUUUAUGUAUUUUUUGAUUAAUAAAUGAUUUUAAAAAACA